CAAAAUCUGUAGUGCAUUUAGUAAACAAAGUUGAUGAGGACUCGAGUCACUCCUGCAGGAUGUUCCUCUCAGACCUGCGGGAGGAGUUUUAUGAUGUGAUUAAAGGGAAGCGUAUCCUGUUGCUUGUGCAUUUUGACAUCGACGGCAUAUGUGCAAGUAAAAUUCUACAGGCGCUCUUCCGGACCGAUCACAUAUUGUACACGGUUGUUCCUAUUCAGACACGGACUGAUCUCCUCAACGCUUUCCAACAACAUGCAGAACAGGUAAAACAUGUAGUGCUAAUAAACUGUGGAGGCUGUAUUGACCUGGUGGACUUCCUGCAGCCUCCAGAGGAUCUCACCUUCUUUGUGGCCGACAACCAUAGGCCCCUUGAUAUAUGUAACAUUUAUAAUGGGCAACAGAUUCGGAUCUUGACAAAACUUGGAGAUGAUGAGGAAGUGCCAGCUUUUGAUGAUGUGUUUCGUGAAAAUGAAAGUGAAGAUGAGGAGGAGAGCGACGAAGAUGGGGGUAAACGGCCGCGCUUUGAUGAGGAGGCCCUAGAGAAGCGGCGAGCAAGACGUCAGUGGGAGCAGCAGCGACACAAAAUUGUCUUUGACUACACACAGUUCUCCUAUUAUGGAAGUUCAACGGCAGCGUUGUUGUUUGAUCUGGCAUGGAAGUUAUCAAAAGACUCUAAUGAACUAUUAUGCUUAUAUGCAGAGGCUCAUGAACCAACACUCAAGUGCCUGUAUGUCUUCAGUGGCUGGAGAAUUGGUGAGAGUACAAGAAGUGAACCACUGCCCAAAUGGAUAUUAUAUUUUCAAAAGAGUAUUAAUGUUUUCCAGAGAUGUAACUUUUCCUUAAUUCAGAAUAGAUUGCAACUUGCACUAUACCGCCACUGGAGUUUGGUGGAGAGUAUGCGUCACUCUCUCUACUCAACCACCACCCUCAGACUAUGGACACUCAAGGGGGAAAAGAGACUAUAUGAACUGUUGGCUGAAAUGGGACUGCCUCUUGUACAGUGUAGGCAAAAAUAUUGUGGCAUGGACAUUUCCCUACGUAACGAGCUCCAAUCUUUACUAGAGUCUAAAGCAGAAAAAUAUGGCCUGGACAACCUGCUUUUUGCUUCUUUUUCCACUUCUCAAGGAUUUCGGAGCAAGUUCAGCGCCAUGGAUUAUGUGUAUGCCACAUUGGCUCUUUUGGAAACUACGGAUAAAGAAAAGACACCGACUGAUGCCUUUUUGGACGUCACAGAUGGUCUCACUAUAUCUAAGCUGGUUGUUAUGGAGAAAGGUUUAGAGUGCAGUAAACAGCAAUUAGAAGCCAUUUAUAGGCAAAUGCAGACCUUCCUAGACAUGAAUCAAGUUAUAUCAGCUGGUCCAUUCCUGUAUGCAACUGUUAUUGAGGGUACCCCAGAUGCAAGAUUCUUCGCAGCACCCCAUUGUCUCUCCCUCCUGGCUCGCUUCACACUGAGAGCUCAUGUUGCAGUUUCCCGUAGCAAGAAGUCUCGCUCACUACCCCUCAUCAUAACCACACCUGAUGUCAGAUCACCUGAACCCAACACUUGUCUUGUUUGUGGUAUUCCUCCAACUUCUGAAGAGUCUCCAAGAAAUUUCUUUGGUAAAGCUUUUGAACAAGCAGCCAACAAGACUGGGUCAAAAGCAGAAUUAGAAUUCUUUGACACAAAUAUUAUCCGGCUGAGUGUGGAUGAUCGCAGCAAGUUCUUCGACGCUCUUAUAUCUUUACUUAGUUAGUUAUCAGUCUCACGCACUAUCUGCUGGGGGCCGGUUUAGUAUUUUUUAUGGGGAUGGUUAUGACCAAACUUUUAUUGCCAAAUAAACAAGAUAUAUCCUUA
Molecule: messenger RNA, 1834 nt
Organism: Homarus americanus (American lobster)
Lineage: Eukaryota; Metazoa; Arthropoda; Malacostraca; Decapoda; Nephropidae
Gene: Cdc45
Product: cell division control protein 45 homolog
Exons: 13
Coding region: 60-1733 (557 amino acids)
Biological process (GO): DNA replication initiation; mitotic DNA replication preinitiation complex assembly; double-strand break repair via break-induced replication
Cellular component (GO): DNA replication preinitiation complex
Molecular function (GO): single-stranded DNA binding; chromatin binding; DNA replication origin binding
Source: RefSeq, a predicted model, not a curated record